AUGUCCGGCCUUGUUUCUGACGAAAUUGCGGAGGACUACAAGAGUUCAUUGGAGGAUCUAACCACCAACGAUGGAAUCCAGAUCCGCACUCUGACUGUUAUUGCCAAAGAGAAUACCGAACACGCAAUGGCUAUCUCCCGGGUCCUGGAGAACCACAUUCGAUCAACUCCACCCCUGCAGAAGCUUCCAGCCCUCUAUGUAGCUGAUUCAAUCGUGAAGAACGUUGGAAGCCCCUACACCCUCUUCCUUGGCCGGAACAUGUACCAGACAUUCAUGAAUGUUUAUACUCUCGUCGAUGGAAACACCCGAAGGAAGCUGGAUGAGAUGCUCAACACAUGGAAGCAGCCGGCCCCAGGCUCCCUGGACACGCGCCCAGUCUUCCCUCCGGACAUCACACGCAACAUCGAGAGUGCUCUCAUCAAAGCACGCACUGCGGCUUUGCAACAACAACAGGCCAGGGCCCAACCGGACAUCAUCGGCCGUAGUCGUGGAAAUGGGACUCCAACUGGGUGGUCAAACAGCUCUACACCACCUCAGAACAUGUCUCGGCCUUCACAAAACCACCAGUAUCCCAAUAAUGGUCAUUCCAAUUCGACACCUCCCCAGACACAUCGACAAGAUAUUGAUUUGAGCUAUCUCAAUCGAGACGUGGAUGCCCUGAUCGCUUCUGCAAAAAUUGACUUUGCUAACAGUCCUUUUAACCCCGUCUCUCAACAACGCUUGAAAGCGUUGGUGGAUCUUCAAGCCAUUCUACAGAAACAACAGCUUGCCCCGGAUCAGUUGAAACUUGUCCGUGAUCAGGUCUCUGCUCUUGCUGCCACAAGACCGCCGUCGGCUGCCCCUAAUGCCACUACGAAUGGCCCUGCAGUGUCCGCUCCUCCACAGAUUCCCACCCCACCAGCCCAACCAGUCUCGCAGCCCCUUCAGCAACUAUUGAACCCUAACACUCUCGCCGAGCUGAUCAAAGCUACCGCUUCCCGUCAACAGUCCACCCCACCACCUCCAAUUCCGGCAGCGCUGCCUCAGAUGCCCCAAUAUCCUCACCAAAGCGUCCCUCCACAGACAGCGCCGGAGAACCCUCUUAUUGCGGCCUUGAGGGCACGUGGACUUCUACCUGGUGGAUCGACGCCCUCAUCUCUUACGCCUUCGACUUCGACGCCAGUUUCUGGUAGAUCUAAUCUGCCAUUCAUCUUGCCCCAUGGAAUGCAGCCUACACCGACAGCUGCGUCUCAAACCCCAAUUCCUCCCAAUGCAUCCUCUGGAGUCCCCAUGACCACCGCGUCUAUGAAGAUCCCUCGAUUCGGACUUAUUGUCUCUCUUUAUGAUUCCCGGCCGAACCGAUGUGGAACUUGCGGCCGUCGCUUCUUGACCACGGACGAAGGCAAGGAAAUGAAAGCCCGGCAUCUGGACUGGCAUUUCAAGACCAAUCAGCGCAUGACCGAGUCCUCCCGGCGGGCUCAGAAUCGCAGCUGGUAUGUUGACGAAAGGGACUGGAUCAAAUCUCGGGAGGCUGGCGACGAGAAUGGUGCUGCGGAUCCCCAAGCCACCACCCAAGGAGCUGCCGGCGUGGAUGGCAAUACCAAGCAAGAGCCACCAAAGCCGUGGAUUCGAGCUCCGAACGAUGCCACUCUCCGCAACACCCCGUGCCCCAUCUGCCAGGAGAAAUUCGAAUCGACCUGGUCUGAAGAUGUCCAGGACUGGAUCUGGCAAGACGCGACCAAGGUCGGAAGUCGUGUGUAUCAUGCCAGCUGCUAUUCCGAAGUGACUAAGGGCCCUGCACCGACGCGCCAGACACGGACCAGCACGCCCGACCUAGUCCUGGGCAAGCGGAAAGCUGAACUUACUUCCACCAUGGCGCCGCACAUUGUUCGAUGGGGUAUUAUGGUAUUCACAAAUGACCUUCUCAUCGACCCUAAUGUCCGCGAUGCCCCUGACGUAGCCCACCAAGUCGUGGCCGUCGCCUCGUCCUCGUCCAAGGACAAAGCUGAGCAAUUCAUCUCGGCUCGAGGAAUCACAACCCCCUGCUCCGCAUACGGUGACUACGAGACUCUCGUGGCCGACCCCAACGUCGAUGUCAUCUACGUCGCAACCCCGCACUCCCACCACUACCAGAACGUCAGACUCGCGCUGGAGGCAGGCAAGAAUGUUCUCUGUGAGAAAGCCUUCACUGUCAACGCUGCUCAGACUAAGAUUCUCGUCGAGAUUGCCCGCAAGAAGAAUCUCUUCCUUAUGGAAGCUGUCUGGACUCGCUACUUCCCCCUCAGCAUUCAGAUCCGCGAGCUCAUCAAGAAGGGUGAGAUCGGCGAGGUUCUCCGUGUCGUGGCUGAUACGAGCUUCGGUGAUGAUGUUGAGACGAAAUGGGGUACCACUCACCGCAUGGUGAACCCUGAUUUGGCCGGUGGUGCUCUCCUGGAUUUGGGUAUCUACUCCUUGACCUGGGUCUUCCAGACUCUCUACCACACCCUACCCCGAGACCAGAGGAAGCCACCCACUGUCUCCUCGCAGAUGACUCCUUAUCACCUCACCGGUGCAGACGAGUCCACAACCAUGCUCCUGAGCUUCCCAACAAGCACUCCAUCUAAUGGCCCGCACCCACAACAAUCGCACGGUGUAGCCAUGACCAACAUCCGUGUCUCUGCUGAUCCGGAUGAGAAGGGCUCGGCUGGUCCUCCCAUCCGUAUUCAGGGCACUAAGGGCGAGAUCCAGGUGUAUGGCCAGCCCUUCCGGCCAGAGAGAUACCGUAUCAUUCCCAAGAAGGGUGCCGGUGAGAUUCGUGAGGUUCAGUGCCCGUUCCCUGGGAAUGGUAAGGGUAUGUACUGGGAAGCUGAUGAGGUUGCUCGUUGUCUCCGCGAUGGCAAGCUCGAGAGUGAGGGCUUGCCAUUGGAAGAGAGUAUCGUGAUUAUGGAGGUCAUGGAUGAGGUGCGAAGGCAGGGUGGUCUGACCUAUCCUCGGAAGAUUGAGUCGACUGAGUACCCUCAGGGAUUUUAG
This is a messenger RNA of Penicillium egyptiacum, 2988 nucleotides long. The record is from the annotation of a GenBank genome assembly. Lineage: Eukaryota; Fungi; Ascomycota; Eurotiomycetes; Eurotiales; Aspergillaceae.